Messenger RNA from Antechinus flavipes (yellow-footed antechinus), 6645 nucleotides. RefSeq names its product SLAM family member 5-like. The transcript is spliced from 7 exons. The coding region runs from base 96 to 1121 and encodes 341 amino acids. Lineage: Eukaryota; Metazoa; Chordata; Mammalia; Dasyuromorphia; Dasyuridae. Gene Ontology annotation, cellular component: external side of plasma membrane. Gene Ontology annotation, biological process: T cell activation. The record is from RefSeq and is a predicted model, not a curated record.
UAGGACCUCCCCCAAGUGACGAAAUUACUUGGUAAUUUCAAAGCAGUGAAUCUCUCUCUACAGCUGAGGUGUCAUAGAGCUCUGAAUCGAGACACAUGGCCUAUUUCCUCCAAAGAUUGUUCCUGUUUUUCCUCUUCUACCUACUCACAGAGUCAAGUGCUUCUGGAGAGGACUCAGUCCCAUUAAUUGUGACUGGAAUUCUGGGGGAGUCUGUUAUUCUCCCAUUAAAAAUUCCAAAAGAACAUCAGAUCACAUAUGUUGCCUGGAAUUCCCAAAGAUCUCUUGCCACCUUAAUGACAGAAGAAGAAGGAAAACCACCCAAAAUAAUUAUAAAUCCUUAUUAUAAGGAGAGAGUGAAUUUCCUCCAUGAAAACAAUAUCUAUAGUCCACGGAUCAGUCACCUGAAGAUGGAGGAUGCUGGCUCCUACACAGCAGAAAUAACUAUAGCAAACAUCCCUAACCCCAUUAGAAAGUUGUUCAGCCUCUUCAUCCAUGAACGAUUGACAAAGCCAAAAAUUAUGUCAGAUCCUAGGAUCCAUGAUAAUGGUACCUGUCUCAUCAAUGUGACAUGUUUUGUGGAACAAGUAAGAGAGAAUGUUACAUACAACUGGAUACCUUUGGGACAGAGAACUGAUGUAUCCAGUGAAGGACACAUACUCCACAUCAGAUGGAAACCUGGUGACCAUGACCAGUACACCUGUACUGCCAGGAACCCUGUCAGCAAUAGCACCUAUACUAUUCUUGCCAGUAAACUCUGUGAAGGUUUUGAACAUGACAAAAGCUACAUCACAGUCCUGUGCCUUGUGAUAUCUACCAUCUCAGUUAUUUUCUUUAUCUUGGGACUGUCUUUCUGGCAUAUUCAGAGAAAGAAAACAAAAGAGAGAGAUGCAGGAGACCAGAAGUGUACUACUUAUUACUCAAUUCCUAAUCAAAGUCCUGUGGCUAUAGAAAUCACAGAGUAUGCUACAGUUUCACAUCCUAAAAAAAACAUCCAAAAGAAUUUGGAAGCACUCAAUACAGUUUAUGACAUUGUGAAGAAUACUACAAUGGUGGAUAAAUCUGACAUUCUUGAAAAGAAUGCAAGAUCUUCAGAAAUAUUAGACUUUGGUAAUAUCAUCUAAACAAUAAAAGAGCUGUCCUGAAUCUCCCUCUUAAUAUCUUAAACCUUUUUACCCGCAGUUAAUGAAGACUUGGGACUCAUUGGAAAAACAGAGCCAUUUGUAAGCAUAUAUCUAAAUGAAGAAAGUUUGUGGACAAAUGAGCAAUCAUGGAACUCUUUAGCUAUUGCAAGAAUCCUUUAUUCCUUAAAAUCAAAGCCAAGGUAGAGUAGAGAAAGCACUGAGCUAAUUUCUCAACAUUCUGCUCUAAACAACUUUAAAGUAACAUCUCGUUGCUUGCUUUUGGGGGGAGGGAGGAGGUAAGGGAAGGAGGGAGAAAAAAAUUGGAACUCAAAACUUACAAGGGUGAAUGUUGAGCACUAUCUUAACAUGUAAUUGGAAAAAUAAAAUAGUUUUGAAAUAAAAAAAAGAUUCAAUUCACCACCAAAAUAAAAUAAUAUCUCAAAUCUAACUCUGGAGUCACAGAGCCAACACAACAUCAGGAUGUGACAUUCUUCUAGUCCAAAAUAUUUAUAGCAGCUCUUUUCUCAGGGCAAAGAAUUGGAAACUGAGGAGAUGCCCAUCACUUGGAGAAUGAUGGAAUGAGCUGCAAUAUGAGAUUAUGAUAGAAUAUUUUUUGUUCUAUGGGAAAUGAUGGGCAGGAUACAUGAAGAAAAACCUGGAAAAGCCUCCAUUAACUCAGGCAAAGUGAAAUGUACUGUGUAAAAAGUAAUGGCAGUGCUGUGGGAUGAUUAGUUGUGAGUGGCUUUACUAAUCUCAGCAAUAUAAUGAUCCACAACUACUCAGAAAGAUUUAUGACAAAAAAAUGCUAUCCAUACCAAUAGAAAGAACUGAUUGUGCCUGAAUACAGAUUGAAACAUAAAUCUUUUUUUAAACUUCUUUUAAAAAAAACACCUUAUUUUUCUUGAGAGUUUUUUUUGGGGGGAGUAGGGAAUUUAUACUUUCUUUCACAACAUUGAUUUUUAUAGAAGUGUUUUUAUAGCUCAUAUGUGCCUUCUUAAUGAGGGGUGGAGUAGGGCUAGUGAGAAAGGGAAAGAAUCUAAAACUCAGUUUUAAAAAAUAAAUAUAAAAAUUGUUUUACAUGUAACUUGGGAAAAUAAAAAUAUUAAAUGAUAAAAACCCUGAAAUCUUUAUUAGUUAGAGAAAUGUAAAUUAAAACAACUGAGAUGCCACUUCAUACCUAUAGGAUUGGCUAACAUGACAGAAAAAGAAAAUGACAAAUGCUGUAUAGAAUAUGGGGGGGGAAUGAGAUACAUGCAUUAUUGGUGAAACUGUGAACUAGAACAAUCAUUUUUGAAUACAAUAUCCAAUGGGCUGCAAAAACUGCGCAUACUCUUUCAUUCAGCAAUACUAGUACUAGGUCUGUAUUUCAAAGAAAUCACAGAAAAAGGUAAAAUAACCUAUUUAUGCAAAAAGUAUUAAUAGUUUUUGUUGUGGCAAAGAAUUGUUAAUUGAGGAGAUGCCCAUCAAAUGAGGAAUGGCUGAAUAAGUUGUUGUGUAUGAUUAUGAUGGAAUACUAUUGUGCUAUAAGAAAUGACAAGCAGGAUGGUUUCAGAAAAAAAUCUGGAAAGACAUAUGAAUUAAUGUAAAGUGAUCAGAACAUAGAGAAUAUAGUGCACAAUAGCAUCAAUGUUAUAAGAAUGAUCAACUGUGAAAGACUUAGCUACUCUAAUGAAACAAUGACCCAAGAUAAUUUCAAAGAACUAUCAAAAAGACCUGACAUUGAAGGAAUAAAUCUCCCCAGGAAGAUUUUUAAGGACACAAAAAUAUUGUAGUAAAAAAGGUAGGAGUGACUCAAAGGGAGUGUCUAGUUAAUAAAAGUAGUUCCCCAGUAAGCCUGAUGAAAUUACAAGCCAUGGGGACAUUGCUGGAGUGUCAGUUUCAGGACAGAGAUAACUCCUCAUGAUUGGGUGACUUCAGAGGAACAUCCUAUACUCAUGGCUGUUAAAAGUUUAUCUUAUCCUCUGGAAAUUUUAUCUUUAUGUUUUUAAUUUCUUCCCCAAACACCCUAAGAAUAACAAUGUCAACUUAAAGCAGAAACUCAUGACAGCCAUAAAUGUUUCAUGAUGCUCAACUUGACAUGGAAGUUCAGGAAUAUCAUUUCUGAAUCCCAGCCUUCUGGAUAUAGAAAAGGGUGAAUACUGAUUUCCUGAAUAGUAUGAUCUUUGAGUAUAGCCUUCUACCUAGUGAAGGGAGAUUUCUAAGAUUGCUAAAUUUUGCAAAAUACCAUAAGAAAGCUUUUAUCUAAGUAACUAGUAUUCAACUUAUGCUUAAUCCUCAGAUUCUUUUUUUCUUUUUGCUGUUAUUGUUCAGUUAUUUCAGUCCUAUCUGAUUCUUCAUGAUCCCAUUUGGAGUUUUCUUGGCAAAAAAACUGGAGUGGUUUACCUUUUUUUUCCUCUAGCUAAUUUUACAAUUGAGGAAAGUGAAGGAUUAAAUGACUUACCCAGGAUCAUAUAGCUAAUGAGUAUCUGAAAUGAUUUGAAUUCAGAUCUUCCUGACUCUAGACCUGGUAUUCUAUCCACUGUGCCAUCUUGUUGCCUUAUUUUUUAGGAGAAAACAGAUACACCUUUCUGCUUUUCCAACUGUUCUAUUCUACAGAGAGGGAGGGAGAGAAAAAGAAUCAAAUAGAAAGAUAAGAACAAGGAUUUCCUUCAUUAGGGAGACCAGAAGAUGUGGGACACCCUCACUCAAGUGAGCAGAGCAGGGUAGAAAGAAAAAGGGUGUGGGGGGGAGUAAAUACAUAUACAAAUAUACAUACCGACAUAUAAUGAGGAGGGAGGAAAUUCUAAGAAUGCGGUAUAAGGAGCUUAAUAUAGACUGGUUUGACAAAGGGAAGAAUCUCCUUGAAUUAGGGGAAAACAUGGUAAUUAGAAAAGAGGGAAAAUGGAGUUUGAAAGAAGGGAAGGAAAGAGUCAGUGAUAGGUGUGGUCCCUAAAGUAAAGCGUGAUUUGAAAAAAACAUGAAUUAGUAUAAAAAUAUAAUAGAAAUUGUGCCUCUUAAAAAAUAUGUAGUGGAGAGAAACAGAGAACUCAUUUCAGUGAGGUUGUGGACAGAAAAAUUGGGCUCUCCCUUGGAGAAUGAAAGGGGUUGGUAAAAGAGAGGUUAUCUCAUAGUGAAAGGAAAGAACUGAGAAGCAAGAAGGAGAGAAGAGGUGGUCUUUCUUCUAGAAUUUUAUGAGUCAGAAUUGAAAACUAGGAAAGAGAAAUGGGGGUGAUCUUUCCUUUAGAGUUUCAUGAGUCUCUUCAUCCUACCCUCUUGUCUUUUUGGGGUUAAAUGGGGAGAAAGGAAUGGCAGGUAAAUUAACAAGGAUUAGUUAUUUUUUUGUUUUACCAGAGAGGAAAAUGAGGCAUAUUAGGGGCAGUAGCAAGCAAUUUGUUCAAAUCUUAGGGCAUAAGAAUUAAUAUAUUUCAAGGAAGAGAGCUGCCUUUCAUGACCAAUGUUAAUACCAACACCAGCACAGAAGACAUAAACAUCUACCCACCCCACUUAAAACCCCUAAACCAAAACUUUCACAGGAAGAUUUAUCAUGCAUGUUUUUGCUAUUUGAGGUCACUUUCUUGUUCAGUUUGAGGGGUGGAGGAGUGCAGACAAUAUUUCCCACACUAGUUAGCAGGAUUACAAGAAGAGCAUAAACUUUAAUUUUAAAAAAAUCUUUGUAUAUUCAGCCCAACCAAUAUCUUGGACUAUCAAGAUCUUUUUACACACUGACUUUUAGAUUCUAUUAUCUAAUGUGUUAGUAAGCUCUCCCAAGGUCAUAUCAUCAGAAAAUUUUAAGUUCGUGCCAGUCACUUUUGUAUAAUUGUUAAGAAGUUGUUUGUUUGCUUUCUAUAUACCAAGACCAAACUUACCUUUCUACAACUUCCAGACUUUGUUUUUAGCUUUAUUUUCUGGACCCAAAAAGAACAAUUCAGAGCCUUCUUUCAUGUGACAGUUCUCAAAUCCCCCACUCUUUGCUUUUUCCUGAACUAAAUAUGCUCAAUUCCUUCAAAAUACAUCAACUUGAGAUCUUCACCACCCUGAUUCCUAUCCUCUCAAUGCUUGCCAGAUUUGUCUUAAACAAAAUACCAGAAAUCAUUUAGCCACCUCAGAGUAAAAAAAGUACUAUCACUUUCUUAUUCCUGUAAACUAUACUGCUCUUAAUAGAACUCAAGAUUAUAAACUUAAAAAAAAAGCAGCUCUCACCCACUAUUUCAUUGAAUUGAGCUUAAGGUCUGCUAGAGUAAACACAUUUUUCAGAACAAAAAGCAAAAAUUAUUUAAUCUGCUGAGAGCCUAGUGGAAAGAACACUGGACAUAGAGUUGGGAAAGUCCAAGUUCAAUUGACUUAUUGCCUCAUUAGAUGUUACAGUGGAUAAAGUGCUGAUUCUAGAAUCAAAACUUGAAGUCAAAUCCAAGUCACAGACACUUAUUUAUAGGUGCACGAUCUUUGGGUAAAUCUUGUUUUCUUUAAGGGAAAUAAUAAUAAUACCUAUCUCAAAGGGUUAUUGUAAAGAUUAAAUGAGAUAAUAUUUGCAAAGAACUGGCACGUAGUAGGCACAUUAUAUAUGCUUAUUCUCAACAGCUAGCACAGUGAAAAAUGUCAUUGAUAAAUUUAUUAGCAGAGUUGGGUUGCCCUCAUAAGCAAAUCAUUGAAUCAAUUUAAAAGGAUUCUUCAAAAGGUCACCACACUCUUGACUCGAGUAUAGAGCCACCAUUAGACAAAAAAUAUAUAAAUUUCCCACCUUUGCUAGUUAAUGUGAUGCCCUUUUUUAUAACUAACAAAUAAUCUAACAAUAACCUAACAAAAAGCAAAACAUGAGCUGAGUGUGGACUGCUAAAUGUUAUUAUGGCAUUUCCAAUAUUCCCUGAUACAUGUGUCAAGUGUACACAUCAGUGUCUGUUGGAAUCUUUACAAACUGCUAACUCAUUAGAGCUGAUCGAUUAUUGAUCUGAUCUUACAAGAAGCUAUUUUGGGCCAGAACCUGAAACAAGAUACUAAGUAGAACUAAUUGAUACAAUGCUUGUGUUUAUACCUUUACUCAUUGGAAUUCACAAGUAUGGGAGAUUCACAAAGUUAACUGUGUAACUUUGUGAAUUCACACCUCCCUUGAAGCUCUUAGGGCCAGAGAACACUAUGGGAGAAAACCCAUAAUUCCUCUCUCUCGUAUCCCACAAUUCCUCUCUCUCAUGUAAAACAGACAGUGGCUCUCAGGGAGAGUUGAGCUGAAGAUUGAGAAGGCUCUCUCAGAGGCACAACCAGAUUCAUCUUCAUCUCACACCACUGUGGUGGCUGGGCUCCUGCACUUCCCCCACUGAGACCAAGCUGGUCUGAAAGACUCGCCAGAAAGCUAGCUGAGCCCCACGUGAAGGAGACAAGAGAUUCAUUCCAUCUUUGUGCUGGCUGGAGGCUGAAGAAAGCAGAGGCAGAGGCUGAAGGACAAAACCUUUGGAUUUGGAGACAUUCGGAGGGAGCUCUUGGAACCAAGCAGAGAGAUAGGCCUCUAAGCUAACUGGGCUAUAUUAGAGACAAUAAAAGAUCUGAACUUUUA